ACAAAACCACACAAUGAAAUCAAAUCCCUCAAUGCCAAGCUUUGCCACACAGCGCUGCUUCGCGUCCCACAGUCGAUCCCCAGGUGAAAGCUCGAAAGCUCACCGCCAGCAGCAAGGCAGGUCAUUCUCUUCAAACAAUCCACCGACCCCCCCACAUCCAGCAGAUUCUAAAUUGAAUCUGAUACCUUUUCUUUGAAUCCUCCUUUCACAGUCAUAGCCACAUAUUUCUCCUAAUUCUGCAGCUGUUUCCUCGUGCUGCCGGACAAUUUCAACAUGGCCAAUCCUCCGGACCUUUCCAACAGCAUUACCAUGCAUCCUCAUCCAUUCCAUAUCCAUCCGAACCGUUCAGAGCCUCGUUCUGGGACUCAUACUCCGAUUCAAACCAAUCACUCGUCGAAACCUGGCGCAAGUACUGCCUAUGAAGCCGUCACUCCUCCCACCGAAGAACACGACCCAAUCUCUCGACACACCACACAUGGAGCAAGCAUGAACGACCUCGAAGAGCAAAGACCGCCCAGAUACACGCGCGAGAACGAUCCGUACCAGCUAUCUUCAGCCUACAAGAAUGAGAAUGAGUUGAAGCUUAUCGCGGCCAAUACAUCCCGAAAGCGCGACGGUUGCGGGCCUAUAAAGUUCACGAAGAGUGCCCACCAAGCAAGGAAGAUACAAAAAUUCUACGAGAACCAAAAUGAGAACAUCGAGCGUAUGCUCAAGCCGGUUGAGGAUCACCGAGCAGAAGCAAAGGAAGAAGCAGGCGCGGACCAUCUGAAGUUCCAGAUCGCAGUUUAUGGAUCAUUCGCGGCAAACAUCGCUCUUGCAGGCCUUCAACUCUAUGGUGCUAUCUCUUCUGGAUCUCUGUCUCUCUUUACAACUAUGGCAGACGCCAUCUUCGAUCCUAUGUCAAAUGUCACUUUGAUUGUCAGCAACCGUGCUGUCAAACGUGUUGACCCAAGUCGAUUCCCAUCUGGCAAGGCUCGUCUGGAAACCGUCGGCAAUAUCGUCUUUUGCUUCUUGAUGACAGCGGUAUCCUUCAUUCUGAUCGCCUUCUCUGUUCGCGAGCUUGUGGAAGGAAAUCACAACGAACUCAACAAGUUCCAUCUGCCAUCCGUCAUCGCAGUUGCGACAGCUUUCUGCACGAAACUGGGGCUGUUCCUCUAUUGCUGGGCUUUGAAAGACAAGUACUCGCAGAUCAACAUUCUUUGGCAAGAUCACCGCAACGAUCUUUUCAUCAACGGCUUCGGUAUUCUGACCUCAGUCGGUGGUUCUAAGCUCAAAUGGUGGAUUGAUCCCAUGGGAGCCAUCCUAUUGUCCGUCCUGAUCUCUUGCAUCUGGCUACAUACCGCAUUCUCCGAAUUCCUGCUUUUGGUCGGCGUCACUGCAUCAGUUGAGACUCAACAACUCAUUACCUACGUCUGCCUGACUCACUCUCCGGAAAUCGAAGGAAUCGACACUGUUCGCGUGUAUCACUCCGGUCCAAGACUCAUCGCUGAAGUCGACGUUGUCAUGAACGCCGGUAGCAGUUUGAGAGAUACACAUGAUGUUGCAGAGGAGUUACAGAUCAAGCUUGAAAGUCUUCCGGAUGUGGAGAGAGCUUAUGUUCAUGUCGAUUAUGAGACUACUCAUAAGCCCGAGCACGCUUACAAGAAGGAUAUUUGAAGCGGAGAGGAAGUUCUUGAAAGAUAAAAAUGCUUCUGAAUUGUUUCUAUAGAAAGCUGUGUUGAUAUGGGUUCUCCUGGGUGUCGGCGUUUGCAAGCUCGGAAUGCUUUGCUUUGGAUUGUGGGGAUUAGCCUAAUGAGCACACAGAUCUUGGCUGUACUUUGUAUCCAGUAAUGAGAACCAAUUAUGACUUCCACUUCAUCUUCUUUCAUAGCGACAUGGAGAUUUGGGCUGGAUGAGAUCGGUGUGAUUCGAGGUAUCAAGCUUCUUAUUGCUCAGUUGAGCGAGCCCCAGAGUUGCUUCGCUUAUGUGAGUUUUCGGAUGUCAGACGAGCGCCGAAGGUUGGAACGAAAACAACUAUCUUUCAACCUUGAUCUCCAAUGUCCCUCUUGUGUUGUUAUUGUCG
Messenger RNA from Mollisia scopiformis, 2062 nucleotides. Its product is annotated as putative metal tolerance protein 3. The record is from RefSeq and is a predicted model, not a curated record. The transcript is spliced from 2 exons. Gene Ontology annotation, molecular function: monoatomic cation transmembrane transporter activity. Gene Ontology annotation, biological process: monoatomic cation transport; transmembrane transport. Gene Ontology annotation, cellular component: membrane. Bases 274 to 1656 code for a protein of 460 amino acids. Lineage: Eukaryota; Fungi; Ascomycota; Leotiomycetes; Helotiales; Mollisiaceae.